AUGGAAAGCAACGAUUCGAUGUUUAACCGCAAUUCUUUUCAAUAUAAGAACUUAGAUUCAUUUCAACAGCGAUACUACGAAGAAAUGUCAUACGCUUUUCCUGAUUCACAACAUAGUACUUCAAAUGCUUUUCCUGAUUCACAAUAUGAUACUUCAAACGUUUUUCCUGAUUCACAAUAUGGUACUUCAAAUAUGAAUUAUGCAACAACGGAAUUAGGUGGCAUGCAAACAAAUCAAGAAUACUUCACGAAUUCGUAUCAGCAAUCGUACUACGAUGAAGCACAAUCGUCAAGCAUGCUUCCUUGUUCACAGUGUAUUGCUCCCAAUCUGCAAUUGCCUGUAACAGGUUAUAAUGAUUUGCGAGAAGAUCAAGAAAUAUUAACGAAUACAGGUUACUAUCAGCCUCAACACUUUAAUGCACAACACAUGCCAAACCAAUCUCUUUGCCUACAAUAUGGCACUCCAAAUUUUUAUGCAGCAACAUUAUCGGAUAAUAAGCGAACAAAUCAAGAAAUUAUAAUGAAUAUGGAUUCUCAGCAAUGCUAUGAUGAACAAAAGAUGCGAAACUCAUCUAACAUACAAUAUAUUAAUCAAAAUCUGUACACAUUAGCUGAAUUGCAAGGAAAUCAAGUUUUAACGAACUUUGGAUUUUCUCCGCCACCUUUCACAUUUUCUGGACAACAAACAAUAUAUAAGGAAGAAGAAAUAACAAAUCCAUCGAAUGAGGGCAUCGAUGUAUGGUCAACCGAAAGCUAUAAUAAUCAAAUAUCGAAUUUUUCAAAAAAUGAAAAAAUUGAAAUUAAAUCGGAAAAUGCAAACGGUGAAACGUAUCCGAGCGAUACAAAUAUUUUACCUCAGUCAAACGAGCGACGAAGACGAACCAAAACCAAAACAACUUCAUCGAAUUUAAUUCUCGAGAAAGGUACGUUUCUCUUUCUCCGUAAAGAUUUGGAACAGAAAGAUGAUCGAUUUCUUUAUCGAGUCGAAAAUCGUUGGCUAAUUGCAAAAUAUUCACUGGUCGACAAAAUUGACGACAAUCUAAUCUAUCAAAAAACAUUUCGAAUGAGAUGCGGUAUAACUGAUCGGAAUCAAUAUCAAAUUGCUUCAAACGUCAAAACUUUAUCAAAUUAUCGAGUGCAAGUCGCUCAACCAAAUUAUUUAGCUGUACUCCAAGGCGAAGAACACGAACAAAUUGAACAACACGUACAAAAUACAAUUGAAACGCUUCAAAGUGAGCCACAGCCUAAACGAAAAUAUGUUCGAAAACGUGAUGAAUCCACAAUUCCUCGUGCUUCUCCAACGAUCAUUGACGACAGAAUUACAUCGUUCAAAGAUAAGCCAAUUAAAGUGGAAUCGCUACUACAAGUGGAAUCAGGCGAUUUUUUGGAAAAUAAGCAAUCAUCGGUCACAGAUCUAAGCGAAACUCAGCAAUACGCAUUCUGUACGCAAAUAACGCAAAAAAAAGCGAUCGAAGAAGAUAUUUCGCGUUAA
Messenger RNA from Dracunculus medinensis (Guinea worm), 1491 nucleotides. NCBI's taxonomy places the organism in Eukaryota, Metazoa, Nematoda, Chromadorea, Rhabditida, Dracunculidae. The record is from the annotation of a GenBank genome assembly.